AUGCCGUCACCCCCCACCUGCCAGUACGGAUCGUACCACCAGUGCGAGUGCUACGGCCACGAUACGGAGCUGCCCAACUACCGCCGUGACAUCAGCAACCCGCGCACACUGCAGGGGUAUUACGCCCCAAAUGGUGGGUGCCCUUGCCCUGCCAAGUUCGGCGCGGAAAAAAAUGGACUAUACUGCUCAGCCCGCGGCGCAGACCCGUCCGCGAUGCCUAAAGUGACCUUUCGUGCCGCAGACGGCCCCCACACGGUUCACACGUCCGCUAACGUUGACGGACACGGCCGCGACACGGCAACAAACACCCGCACCGCCUUUCCCAACUCGCGCAACUACGGCGGCACGGUGGCCCAACGUGGCCCCACCACUCUGAACACGAGGCCGCAACUCGAGGCAUCUCGCAAGGCGCGUGCUGAGGCCAAACGCGAGGAACGUGCACAGGAGCGCAAAAACUUCUUGCGUAGUGUCCUGCGAGAUGAGAUGCUGGCCCGCAUGGAUGCAGAAGGGAAGCGGGCGGCAUUAGAGGCGGAGACAGGCCUCAUGGCCACCCAUCACGCCGAUGAGUACGAAGCGAGUCAGCGGGUGGCAGGUAAUAUCCGUGGCGGGCUCGGCUCCACAUCACAUGACCGGGACACCGCCCUCACUCUCGGAGAGCAGUACGGCGAGAUUAUGGACGAACUGGAGUACGUGGCAGACCAGCCUGUCGGCUCCAAGUACAACAUCAUCCGUCUACACUACCUCGUGGAGGAAGAAAACCGGCUGAACCGGCUCCGCUGGCAGGAGCGGAUGCGGAAGGCGGCGGAGGCAAUGCAGAGCAUAAAGUGA
Leishmania braziliensis MHOM/BR/75/M2904 is the source of this 828-nucleotide messenger RNA. RefSeq lists its product as hypothetical. NCBI's taxonomy places the organism in Eukaryota, Euglenozoa, Kinetoplastea, Trypanosomatida, Trypanosomatidae. The record is from RefSeq and is a predicted model, not a curated record. Bases 1 to 828 code for a protein of 275 amino acids. The transcript has a single exon.